GGUUGAUGUACUCAUGGCUCUACUGUUCUCUUGAACAAAAAUCAUCGUGGAAGUUCUUGAAAUGCUAAUAAUCAGUUUUGAUAAUGGAAUUUCAAGUAUGUUUUUGUGUGAUGCCUGGACUUUUCCAAGCCUCUGUUAACUUGUCUAACAUUAUUACCCUGGGAAGGUAGUCUAUUAUUCGCUACCUGUGAUUAAUGUGGAAGGACGGGCCGUGUUUCUUGCCUUCCUUGCAAAAAAAUGUACUUGCCACCUUCCUGGAGACAUAGGUCCAUCAAAUGUGUGCUCCAGUGUGCAAACUCUGCUGGAGGACCCCCACUUUCUACCACUAACUUCUAGUGCAUCCUAUUUUUCAUGUUCAGCUCUUUCGCUGCAUCCUCACCUCUUCUGUCUUGCUUACAGAUAAGCCACAUCACAGAUUUCCCCAUUUCUCCUGAAGGACCUCCCAUAAGGUCCUAACCAAAACUGCACUGAGAAGCCUCAUGCUUGGAAGAGGAGACCUAUUUUAGAGGCUGCCAUUUUUCAUUACUGUUUGGUCACCAAGGAAAUUUCCUCUGACAAAACCCUGGUUAUGGAUAAAGAAAAUACUCAGCUUCACAAAUCAAAUGAUGUUCCAGCAAAUGACAAGCAUGAGACUGGAAAAGAACAAGUGUAAGUGCUGCGACCCUGUCAUCUAAACUGUGUCUCCAGCUGACUUCUAGCCAGCCAAGCUUUACCGAUCCUGCACCAUGGAAGACUGCCUUCACACCUCCUCUGAAAACCUCUCCAAGCUGGUGAGCUGGGCCCACAGCCACGGGACCAUCUGCAGCCUCAUCCCCAACCUCAAGCACCUGCUGUCUGAGGGAGCCCACGGCAACCUGACCGCCAUGUGGGGCUGCAGUGCUGGCCAUGCCUACCACUGGCCCCUGGCUGCCACUUGCCGGGCUGGCUCCCAGGAACGCGUCUGCUUUCAGGACAACCGCAGCUUCAACUCAGAUAGUCCCAGCAUGUUGGGGGUGCCCUCUGAGACACAGGCCAGCCCACUUGAGCGUUACCCAGGCCGCCCAGGGAAGGCCAAGCUGGACUGCACCCGCACCCGUGACUCCUGUGAUUUCUCCUACUGCAGUGAGCCCUCAGAGCUGGGCGAGCCUGUGGAGGAAUACGAAGAUGAGGCCACUCUCUUCGACAUGGUUUGCGAGUCCUCCGUCACAGAUGAGGACAGUGACUUUGAGCCACACCUGCACCGCAUGCCCGGCGGCCCUCGGAAGCGGCCACCCGCUGGGCUCCCUGCUGCUGCCCAGGCCCAGCCAGCUGACGAGGGCAGUGGUGAGGUUCUGCUCAAGAAGAUCAAGCAGGAGCUGCCCGAGGAUUACUACAUCGUGGCCAAUGCUGAGCUGACGGCUGGUGCCGACGGGCCGGCCCUGGCCCUCACCCAGAUGUCCAAGCCCAAAGCACCAGUGCAGGCUGGGCCCUCUGGCCUAGGCCCCACCAGGGCUCUACCUCUGACUGCUGCUGGCCCCGACCCUGACCCGCAACACCUCUGUGCCUCCCCGCCUGGCCCACCCCGUCUCCCUGCGCAGAGACCUUCCCGAGCUGCCCUGGUUUCCCCAGCCCGUGGGGCAAGCAGCGGGCCACCAGCCACCCUGCAGGCACCAGCCACUAGCUCCAAUGCUGCUGCCGUGGGGAAGGCCAUCAGCAUCCCACUGUCUGCCCUGCAGUUGCCUGGGCAAGAGGAGGCCCCAGCCGCAGAAGAGACCCUGCUGCCUGCCCCUCAGCCAGCCCCUGGGGGUGGUGAGGCAGCUGUGUCACCUUCAGUGAGUGCUGAGCCCGAGGUCAGCUCCAGCCAGCAGCAGCCCCCUGCUGCCCCUGCUGCCACCCCUGAAGCUGCAGUCCCAUCGAUGCCAGGUAGGAACACGGGUGGAAGAGGCGUUUUGGGGUCCCCCAGCUCAGUGUGAAGGGUAGACGGGGGAUGAAGCUCAGUGUUUUUCCGUAUUAGUAGAAGUUCUCGUAUACCUACUGUCUCCCUCUCUUUUUUUCAUCUCUUGCUGCUGCCAGAGCAGUGAGAAUUGGUCCAAAUGGCAGUAUUCCUGCUGAAUGAUUGUUGUGUGCCAGUCUGCAGGAGAGCUCAGCUGAGUGAGGUGAUUCUGAGGCAGAGGAGGUCUGUACUGAAGUGCGUAGUGCUGUCCUGGGAGCAGACAAAAGCAGGAGGGAGAUCAUGCUGUGCCUCUUUGCUGAUUCAGCCUGGGGGUGUCUGCUUAGAUAGAGCAGAAUUAAAUACUGGGGGGAAGUGGAAAUUGCAUUUACUCGAUCUUUUCCUGCUUUACCCUAAAAACAAUUGGCCUUGGUGAACCUGGGCACCCUGAAAUCUGGUUGAGUCUAUAAAUUAGCAAAAGCCUGCAAGUCUUAUUGCCAGAAGGAAGCACCUGAUCUACUUAAAGACCUGGUUUUACUAAGUAAAAUCCUACUAAGCUUUGUAAAUUAGGCAAGAUGGGUAUUGUUUUAGUUACAGCAAAACAAAUUUCUCUUUGUGACUCCCAUUUCUGCAUCUCUGAGAAGUUACUCUGCAGUAGUCCUGUUCUGUAAUAUUCCUCUUGGAAAUCUCAGGCUGAUUUAGAUCAGAUUCUGCAUAUAUAAAUAUGAAAGAUAUUGGAUGCCCCAUUUCGAUCCAAAUUGUGUGGUAAACCUACUUGCUCAGCAUUACUCAGUUUAUAGCACAUAACUGCUGUGUACACUAGAGCUGGUUCCUACCAGCUUGCAGGCUGGGGCAUGCAAACACAAACCUAGGCAGAAUUUUGCUGUAUACAUGUGUGUGUUAUCUUGGAGAGUGAUUUGCUUUCAACAGAUGCAUUUAAAAACAAAAAACAAAAAGAAGAACAAAACAAAACCACCACCAUCAACAAGAAAAAAAGCCAGAAAAAAGCAACACACACGAAAAACCUUCAAACUAGUUUUGUCAGGAUUUCAUGGGGAGAGGACCUGAAACCUUUUUAUUUAUGAGUGCCCUUCUCUGCUCUCAGAUGCCAAACAAGGGCAACAACUGUUACCACUGAGGGUAACACCUUGCAGGAAUGGACAGAGUACCAUGGUUUCUACCCAGAGCAGGGCUGGUCCGUAUCUAGUGUCUUGCUAUGAGGACAAAAUGGAGUAUUUAGAUUCACACCCACUGUAAACCUCUCGAAACCUCAUAGCACCACUUGCACAGACAGCAGCAUCACAUCAGCAUGCUGCCCAAGUUCCAUUUCAGUCAAUUACAUCUUUAAUUCUUGAGUUUCUUGUAUCGUUCUCAAAAUGUGUUACAUGGUUCUCUCCUCAGCCUGGUAUAGUGUUGUAAUAUGCUGUUACUGGACUCUGAUGUAUCUGCAUGUCAGCCAGGGUAAAAUGAUUGAUACACAACUGUCACUUCAUACGUCUGUCAAGUCUUUAAUUUUAUAGAUCUACCUCCUUUGGCAAAGAAGUGCUGGCAUAAAUCUUUGAGCUGCAGAGAAGUGGGUAAUGUGGCAAGUGAAUUUAUUGCAAAUUCAUGGCUCUGCACAAUAUGCAUUCUUGGAGCUAAACAGUGAAGGUCUGAUUAAAAACUGUAGCAUGUUUAUUGUUUGUGUACAUAAUACUGUCAGAUUUACUUAGCAAACAGGGACGUGGAAGUGGUGCAUGAUAUAUAAAACUUGAGCCGUAUUGAACUAGAAGAAUUAUCUAUCCUAUAUGAAAAUGUUUCUGUCUAAGCAGAAAGACAAUGAUUAGUACAAUUCUUACAGAAAAGAAGGCAGGAAAUAAUUAUACAAAGGAACCUGGAGCGUUUAUUUUUUUAUCCACUUGGUUGAUGUUUUGACAACAAAGAUAGAGUUACUUUCUUUAUUUACUGAGUGGCAACUGAAUGUUGCAGAGACUUUGCAAAGGUAUUUUCAUGUCUUAGCAGUGAAGUGGUAUCGAAUGUCAAGUGUUGAUUUCUGUUGGGCUCAGGUCUCUAUCUGAGCAUUGUAGGAUAUACUGAAUUAUUUUUGUUAAACUCAAACCGUAGUAUGUGGACAUUUAUCUGUGAAUUUUCUGAUUAUUUUUGUUCUACUUUAUUAGCAAAAGCUUCAAAAACGUAUGUAGGCAUGUAGGUUCUACUUAGUCCUUUCUCUGUUGUGGAAGAAAAUGAGGGUAUUUAUAUGGGAAAAGAGAGACAUUUCUGAAAUCAUGGAGAGCAGGGAAUUCCUGCUAUUUCUACUUCCCAGAUAGUCUCUUUUGUCUUUCUCCUUUGCUAAUACUUCGUCUGCUUCUGUCCAAGAACCAGCAAGAGGAGGGUGGAUCACAUAAGUUGCGAUGCGAGUAAAAAGCGCAGGUUGUAGUAUAUAUUGCCUUGAAAAAAUUGUUAUCAUUUGGAUGUCUGAAAGCAGAAGUAAGAAAAAAAACAUUUGCUGAAGGAUGUGGAAUAAGCCUGCAGCUUGG
Messenger RNA from Meleagris gallopavo (turkey), 4404 nucleotides. The record is from RefSeq and is a predicted model, not a curated record. Lineage: Eukaryota; Metazoa; Chordata; Aves; Galliformes; Phasianidae.